Myotis lucifugus (little brown bat) is the source of this 3630-nucleotide messenger RNA. It is a transcript of the gene GATA3, whose product is annotated as GATA binding protein 3. Gene Ontology annotation, cellular component: nucleus. The record is from RefSeq and is a predicted model, not a curated record. Gene Ontology annotation, molecular function: zinc ion binding; RNA polymerase II cis-regulatory region sequence-specific DNA binding; DNA-binding transcription factor activity, RNA polymerase II-specific. Lineage: Eukaryota; Metazoa; Chordata; Mammalia; Chiroptera; Vespertilionidae. Gene Ontology annotation, biological process: regulation of epithelial cell differentiation; negative regulation of transcription by RNA polymerase II; cell fate commitment.
CGGGCCGGCGGCUCGAGGGCAGGUGGUGCCACUUCAUAAACUCAGGUGCCAAAGAACUUCGGAGCUCACCCAGGUCUCCCCUUCUCUCUUUUGCAGGUGACUCGACGAGGGCCUCCGCCUUGGAGCCGCUGGAGAAGAGCCUCCCUUGCAGAAUUCCAGCUGUCCUCGCCCCCCUUUGCAGUUUGGGGCCCCUUUAUCCUCUGUACCUGUUUUUUUAAAAUUUCUUUUUUUCUUCCUCUUCUCUUUGCUAAACUACCACUCAAAAGAUUUUUUUUAAAAAAAAUCUCAUUUGCUCAUCUUUCCUUCCCACCUUUCCCAUUCCCAUACUGAAAACAAAUCAUUAAACGAGUCCUGCUCCUCCGACGGCAAGCUCACCUGCAGAUCCUCGGAGCCCCCACCCCCUGACCGCCCAGACCGAUCGCCCUCCCUCUCCACCCGCGGGUUCCGGGCCCGGCGAGAGGGCGCGAGCGCAGCCGGGGCCAUGGAGGUGACGGCAGACCAGCCGCGCUGGGUGAGCCACCACCACCCUGCGGUCCUCAACGGGCAGCACCCAGACACGCACCACCCGGGCCUCAGCCACUCCUACAUGGACCCAGCGCAGUACCCCCUGCCCGAGGAGGUGGAUGUACUUUUUAACAUCGACGGUCAAGGCAACCACGUCCCGCCCUACUACGGAAACUCGGUGACCACGGUGCAGAGGUACCCGCCGACCCACCACGGGAGCCAGGUGUGUCGCCCACCGCUGCUGCACGGAUCCCUGCCCUGGCUGGACGGUGGCAAAGCCCUGGGCAGCCACCACACCGCUUCGCCCUGGAACCUCAGCCCCUUCUCCAAGACGUCCAUCCACCACGGCUCCCCGGGGCCUCUCUCGGUCUAUCCCCCAGCCUCGUCCUCCUCCCUGUCGGCGGGCCACUCCAGCCCGCACCUCUUCACUUUUCCGCCCACCCCGCCGAAGGACGUCUCCCCGGACCCGUCCCUGUCCACGCCCGGCUCGGCGGGCUCAGGCCGGCAGGAUGAGAAGGAAUGUAUCAAGUACCAGGUGCCGCUGCCCGACAGCAUGAAGCUGGAGUCUUCACACUCGCGGGGCAGCAUGACCACCCUGGGAGGGGCAGCAUCCUCGGCGCACCACCCCAUCACCACCUACCCGCCCUACGUCCCAGAAUACAGCUCCGGACUCUUCCCUCCUAGCACCCUGCUCGGGGGCUCUCCCACCGGCUUUGGGUGCAAGUCGAGGCCCAAGGCGAGAUCCAGCACAGAAGGCAGGGAGUGUGUGAACUGCGGGGCGACCUCUACCCCACUGUGGCGACGAGAUGGCACUGGGCACUACCUGUGCAACGCCUGUGGGCUCUACCACAAGAUGAACGGACAGAACCGACCCCUGAUUAAGCCCAAGCGAAGGCUGUCGGCAGCAAGAAGGGCAGGAACGUCCUGUGCAAACUGUCAAACCACCACUACCACGCUCUGGAGAAGGAAUGCCAACGGGGACCCUGUCUGCAACGCCUGCGGGCUCUACUACAAGCUGCACAAUAUUAACAGACCCCUGACUAUGAAGAAGGAAGGCAUCCAGACCAGAAACCGAAAAAUGUCUAGCAAAUCCAAAAAGUGCAAAAAGGUACAUGACACGCUGGAGGACUUCCCCAAGAGCAGCUCCUUCAACCCAGCCGCCCUCUCCAGACACAUGUCCUCCCUCAGCCACAUUUCGCCCUUCAGCCACUCCAGCCACAUGCUGACCACUCCGACGCCGAUGCACCCGCCGUCCAGCCUCUCCUUUGGACCUCACCACCCUUCCAGUAUGGUCACCGCCAUGGGUUAGAUUCUCGGCUCGAUGCUCAAAGGCCUCCAGGCAAGAGUGCCUCCAGCCCCCUCUACGUGCAUUUUUGCAGGAGUCUAUCAUGAAACCGAGAACCGAUGGAUAUCUGUUUGUUCUGAAGGCAGAAGGCAAAAUGUUUGCCACUUUUGCCGAGGAGCUCACUGUGGCGUCUGCGUUCCCAAUCACCGAAUCUGGAUCCCAUUUGUGAAUAAGCCAUUCAGACUCAUGUUCCCUAUUUAACAGGGUCUCUCUAGUGCUGUGAAAAAAAAAAAUGCUGAACAUUGCAUAUAACUUAUAAUGUAAGAAAUACUGUACAUUUGAAGAAGACUUUAUUGCAUCUGGGUAGCGGUAAGGAAGGCACAAAGGAUGCCAAGAAUUUUAAGGAAGAUGGGGGAAACCAAGUAUGGAAAUUAAGAAGAAACUAGGUCUGAUGUCCAAAUGGACAAACGGCCAGUUUUGUUUCCCUUCACUGGCCACAGGUGCUUGAUGCAUUUAAAAAAAAAAAAAAGAAAAAAAGAAAAAAAAAAGAACAAAAAAAAAAGUCGUAGGCGAAUCAUUUGUUCAAAGCUGUGGGCCUCUGCUUAGGAAAUUGUAUCAGUUCGGGCAAUCCGUGUUAACACUCACAUUUUGCCAUCGAGGGUUUCAGAUAGCCUUUUCCCAGGCCUACAUGCUGCGUGAUCCAGUCCCUGUAAUUGUUGUUUGUAUGUAUAAUUCAAAGCACCAAAAUAAGAAAAGAUGUAGAUUUAUUUCAUCAUAUUAUACAGACUGAAUCGUUGUACAAAUUUAUUUACUGCUAGUGUUAAGAUCUGCUUUUUUUUUUGUUUAAUAUUUUUCUUCUCUCUCAAUUUUUGGUUGAAUAAACUAGAUAAUAUUCAAUUGACCUGAGGUGAUUGUGCUCCAGAGGGCUUCUUUUCCCUUUUGUUUUUUGAUGAUAUUUAUUAAAUAGCUUCUAAGGGUACAGCAGCAUCUGUCGUUUCACUCACUCCUCCCGCAGCCUGUGCUAUGAGGGUAGCAGUGUAUGAGCUACCGACAUGCAUGUCAGCGCCUUAGGCCGGACAGCCCUGGUCCGGGGAGCAGCCUGGCUGAUUGUUAGCCCUGUUGUACUCUGUGUUAGUGAUCGCUGCCUUUAAUCUAAUCUGUGGGAAUAAUAAUAUAAAAUAAUAAUAAAGUGGAAAUAUUUUAAAACAACCCAAUAACAUCGUAUCAAAGUGUGGCCACGCUCUUCUAGAACCUGGUAGCUCUCGCUAAUUUAAGAAAAAGAAGUUUAAAAAGAAACAGCACCCAAACAUGUGAAGUUAUUCACUAGGAGAUCAUGCAAACCCCAGAUCAUCCACGUUUAUUCCUUUGGGAAACUGGGCUCUAUAGAGCCUUCCAUGCAGUCCGAGGAUUUACGCUGGGGUGGGAGUAACUUCCGGGGUCCCUCAGUGAGCUGCAGCUCUCUCUUCCUUGUGCACCUCGAAUGAGGAGCCAGUCUUCUCGCAGGAGAAACGAGAUGUCCUCGCUGAGAUUCCCAGGCGGACUGCCGCUGAGGGAUUCCUCACUGUUCUCUGCAAGACGUGAAGGAGCUGGGCUGGUUCUUGAGGUCAUUUCUGUUGCUUUCUACUGUCGAAUUGAGUAACACCACAUGGAGAGUUUAUUGGAAUGUUUGCGAAACACGAAAUAACCGUUUUGUAACUUAUGCUGUAUAGUUUCCUUUUCCUCUGUUGACCGAAUGUGUAACUAUGACACACAUUUAAAAACUUCUGUUAAUCACCUUUCUGCUUUCUUAGCAAAUAUUUUAAACCUAAAGUUAAAUGUUGAAAUAAAGGAGUCGAGAAUCA